CUUCAUCAUGGAAUAAAAAUACCGACUGCGAUGUUCUCUUAGAACAGAACUGGAGAACAAUUUAUAUAUGUCGAUGGUCGAUAUGAUUUGCCGACCGAGGAACGUCCAGAAAUACAUCUGAGAGCCAGCUGCUUCGCUUCACACAGACAUUUAAUCCUGCAAAAUGGCAGGUGCCAUAGUGCGUUGUUUUCGGAUCCCGAGGAGGCAAUUAGGCCUUCUCGGAUCGUGUUUGAGCAGUCAGCAGCAGAGAACUUUCGCCGAUGCCGCGCCAGAAGGAAAGACGAGAGGAAGUCCCCUGGCCGAUGCGGAUCGCAUCUUCACGAACCUAUACGGCAGACACGACUGGCGGCUGAAGGGUGCCAUAAAUCGCGGCGACUGGUACAAAACCAAGGAAAUCAUAGAAAAAGGAGCAGAUUGGAUCAUCAACGAGAUCAAAACCUCUGGUUUGAGAGGUCGUGGCGGGGCCGGUUUCCCUUCUGGGAUGAAAUGGUCCUUCAUGAAUAAGCCGUCCGACGGUAGGCCGAAAUAUCUGGUCGUCAAUGCCGACGAAGGUGAGCCGGGAACGUGCAAAGAUCGCGAAAUUAUGCGUCACGAUCCGCACAAGCUUGUGGAGGGCUGUUUGAUCGCGGGUCGUGCAAUGGGCGCCUGCGCCGCUUACAUCUACAUCAGAGGCGAGUUUUACAACGAAGCGUCCAACAUGCAGGUCGCAAUUGCGGAGGCUUAUCAGGCCGGUUUGAUCGGUAAGAACGCCUGCAAUUCCGGUUACGAUUUUGAUAUUUUUAUCCAACGAGGAGCAGGCGCGUAUAUUUGCGGCGAGGAGACUGCUCUUAUCGAGUCCAUUGAGGGCAAGCAAGGCAAGCCGAGAUUGAAACCACCGUUCCCGGCUGACAUCGGCUUGUUCGGGUGUCCCACAACCGUUACCAAUGUGGAAACUGUAGCAGUGUCACCUACAAUCUGUCGCCGAGGAGGGACAUGGUUCGCCUCUUUUGGACGUCCACGUAAUCACGGGACUAAGCUCUUCAACAUCUCCGGACAUGUGAACAAUCCGUGCACAGUGGAGGAGGAAAUGUCCAUUCCACUUAAAGAACUGAUCGAAAGGCACGCGGGCGGCGUAAUCGGAGGUUGGGAUAAUUUAUUGGGUGUUAUUCCAGGUGGUUCUUCGACUCCCGUCAUUCCCAAGAGCGUGUGCGACACCGUGCUGAUGGACUUCGACGAUCUUGUCAGGGUGAAGAGCGCGUUCGGCACAGCAGCUCUAAUCGUGAUGAACAAACAGACGGAUAUAAUCAAGGCCAUCACUCGAUUGAUAAGCUUCUACAAGCAUGAGUCCUGCGGUCAGUGCACUCCUUGUCGCGAAGGCAUCAGUUGGAUGUACAAAAUACUAAAGAGAUUUGUCGAGGGUAAUGCCGAAGUACACGAAAUAGACAUGCUGUGGGAGCUUACCAAACAAAUAGAAUUGCAUACAAUCUGCGCUCUGGCGGACGGUGCCGCUUGGCCAGUGCAGGGACUGAUCAGGCACUUCAGACCUGAGAUCGAGGCGCGAUUGAAGGAUCAGAAGCAAGUCGCAGGAGCGUCCACCUGCUGAUAAGAAAGUAGAUAAAAAAAAAAAAAAAAA
This is a messenger RNA of Pseudomyrmex gracilis, 1612 nucleotides long. RefSeq names its product NADH dehydrogenase [ubiquinone] flavoprotein 1, mitochondrial (gene ND-51). Gene Ontology annotation, biological process: mitochondrial electron transport, NADH to ubiquinone. Gene Ontology annotation, molecular function: 4 iron, 4 sulfur cluster binding; NAD binding; FMN binding. The transcript has 6 exons. Lineage: Eukaryota; Metazoa; Arthropoda; Insecta; Hymenoptera; Formicidae. The coding region runs from base 164 to 1582 and encodes 472 amino acids. The record is from RefSeq and is a predicted model, not a curated record.